Messenger RNA from Pan troglodytes (chimpanzee), 6079 nucleotides. RefSeq names its product membrane associated ring-CH-type finger 6 (gene MARCHF6). The record is from RefSeq and is a predicted model, not a curated record. Lineage: Eukaryota; Metazoa; Chordata; Mammalia; Primates; Hominidae. Bases 3066 to 5798 code for a protein of 910 amino acids. Gene Ontology annotation, biological process: ERAD pathway. The transcript has 26 exons. Gene Ontology annotation, cellular component: endoplasmic reticulum membrane. Gene Ontology annotation, molecular function: zinc ion binding.
UCGCAGCACAGUAAACACACACACACACACACACACACACACACACACACACACACACACACGAGGCUGGAAUCAUGGGUAUACUAUGUCUUUAAUAAAGGAUCUUUCUUGGCCAGGCACAGUGGCUCACACCUGCAAUCCCAGCACUUUGGGUGGCCAUGGUGGGCGGAUUGCUUGAGCCCAGGAGUUCAAGACCAGCCUGGGCAACAUGGUGAAACCCCAUCUAUGCCAAAAACAAACAAACAAAAAAACAAACCACAAAAAUUAGCUGGACGUCAUAUGCCUGUAGUCCCAGCUACUUGAUACUCGGGAAGCUGAGGUGGGAGGAUCACUUAAGCCAGGGUGGUGGACUGUUGCAAUGAGCCAAGAUCAUGCCACUGCACUCCAGCCUCGGUAACAAUGUUUCAAAAAAAAAAGUAUUUUUCUUGAUUGGACAAUGAGAAUUCUAAUUGUAAUGGAUAUCUAUUGUUUGGUCCUCCCCCUUCUUGUGGGAAACGGUCUUUCUCUACUUCCACAAGGUAGUGUCCAUUGUUCUUACCUGAAAUGGCAGUUACGAGAACAUGACAAUGUGCAUGUUCUUAAAGAUCCUAGAUCUUUGGCACAGUCAUUUGAUUCAUGGACAGGCAACUAGCUGGACCAAUGAACUAGCCUUCCCUGAGAAUUUUUAACUUGGGACUAGAGAUCAUCAUACCUCGCCUGUCUGAUGAUGAGGCAGAAGAUGAAAUGUUGGGAGCUGUCAGUGGCCUUGUUUCCAGACAUAUGGAGGAAGCUGGUCUAACAGCAUGAAGCCAAUGUGCAGAGAGAGUGGCAGAGCUGAGCCAUAGGGGCAGAGGCAUUCUCGUUCUAGAAGUCCCAGCAGUCCCUCCCCUUCUUGGAGUCUGUCCAUAUCAACAGUACAUUCCUCCCUUCUGCCUAACAGUUGAGUUCCUGUCAAUGGCAACCAAGAGAGGUGUGACUGAUUCAUGUAUUCAAAGGGCUGUUGUGAGAACUUGUGCCUGACUCACAGUGGGGACUCAACAAAUGUUGGUUUAUUACUCUUAUAUUUAACGCCUAAAGUCUGAAUGCGAAAAGGUUAGGGCAAUUCCAGAAGGAAUUACUAUGCAGAAGGGAAAACUGGUUGACAGGUUAACUUUCCUUUGAACAUCACAAGGGAAGGCACCUAAAGACAAAAGGAAGGCUUCCUCCACGCCCCCCAUACACACACAUUCCCUUCAUCCUAACCUGGCUCUGCAGCUCCGAGGGUCACAUACCUGCCCUUGGCACUACUAGUACUUCCUCCAGCAAGUCUCAGUCUUUCUUUCAGAAUCCUUCGCCCUUAUGCCAUGUAACAUCUGAUCGGCCCGGUCUUUGCCCCUAGUAUCAGCAGGCCAAUACGUGCUCUGCUACAGGUCUUACAGGGAGGGUGAGCUCUUGGAGUUGGAUCAGAAGGAGAGGGGCUGGGGAAAGAUCGUCUUCAAAUUGUUUCUUUGGCGGUAGUAUAUAUAAACAUAUUUAGGUAGGGCAUAGUGGCACAUGUCUGUAACCCCAGCACUUUGGGAGGCCGAAGCGUGAGGAUCGCUUAAAGACAGGAGUUGAAAAUCAUAUUGGUCAACAUAGUGAGAUUGCAGUGAGCCAUUAUCGCGCCACUGCAUUCCUGCCUGGGUGACAGUGCGAGACCCCUUCUCAAAAAAAAAAAAAAAAAAAAAGAAAGAAAGAAAGAAAGAAGAAAAUCAUAAGCAAACAACAACAAAAAAACAAAUUUAAAGAAUGGCGGUCUGCUUAAUUCUCCGUGCCAGCCCUUGAAAUCAGUGGGUAUUAUUAUGUAGAGUUUGAGUUCUUUCCUCCCUUGAGUAACAUGAGUGACAUCAGUAACAUUAGUCAAGCGCUGCUCUUUUUGAAAGACUGUAUUUCAUUAUUUUUAUUCUAAACCUUACUCUGUUUGAUGAAGAUUGGGGGAGGAGCCCUCCCAAUUCCACCGCCCACACAUAACAGCGGUUGCUAGCAUUCUUUAUUUGUGCUAGGUCAUCUGCCUAUUGCUUAAACAUUUUUCGAGGCUGGAAAGGCUGCUCCCACUCAGGCAAUUCUGACGUGGCGGCCCUUCUAAUUUAUAUUCUCUAAAUAAUUCUUCAUUUAGAGAAACAGUCAAGGAUUACAGUGAGGGAGGGUGACGUGCUGACGCGGACAGAGCUUGGCUUUUGAUCAUUCUCCCCUUAGCUCUGCCCAGGCAAGCGUCCCUAACUCAGGGUAUCGGAACCGAUCUCCCUUAGAGGAUUAUGUUUCAACCACCAGCCUCAGCGGGUUACUCAAAUGUCCUUCCAGCCAAAUGCAGAAGUCUCCCUGGGAGUAAUUUUGGUGAAGUCAGCUUUUGCCUUUUUUAUCACAGGCAGGCUUUAGUAGUUCCUCAAAACGUGCACCACAACUGCCCGGCUGCCAAACAGAAAUGCUGAUGCCUGGGCCCACUCUAGCCAUUUGGCCUCGGCAUCACGGUGCGGGAGCGUGGGGCGCAGACUCGCAUUGUCACAGGAACCUCCCGGCCUUCCGAAGAGCCCCGCGACAGGGCCUUUGUCUCGCACGUCGGCUGGGGCGGGAGCUAGGUUCUCGCAGCCUCCUCCCACCGCUCUGCGCCUUCUUUGUCCCUCCAGAAGCCGCCAUCAAAGCUCAGCUCCUGAUUAGGUUUCGGCCCCGCUGGCCGGCGCAGUCUCGGCGACUACCCCAGGCGGCCUGGCGCACGCGAGGAUUCGCCGCGCCCCAGAUGCAGGUGCCUCCCAUCCUUAGCCGCCGACCGACAGUGCACGCCGCGGCCGCCGGAAGUGACAGCGCCUGUCGUUGGGGAGCUCCCGCCCCUUCCGCCUCGGCGCCCCGCCCAGGCCUCGCCCCUAGGUGUUCCCGCCCCUCCCCCUCCCGUGUCGCUCGCUUUCUGUCAGCUUCUCUCCCUCUCCCUCUCCCCUCUCCUUCCUCUCGCUUCCUCUCUCGCACCUGAGCGUACGCACCUGCCCGGGCCCGGCUCCCUCCUCCUCUCCCCUCCCUCUUUCCCCGCCCGGCCGCGGGAGCCUCGUGGCUGCGUCACCGCCGCCCCCCCAGACAAGAUGGACACCGCGGAGGAAGACAUAUGUAGAGUGUGUCGGUCAGAAGGAACACCUGAGAAACCGCUUUAUCAUCCUUGUGUAUGUACUGGCAGUAUUAAGUUUAUCCAUCAAGAAUGCUUAGUUCAAUGGCUGAAACACAGUCGAAAAGAAUACUGUGAAUUAUGCAAGCACAGAUUUGCUUUUACACCAAUUUAUUCUCCAGAUAUGCCUUCACGGCUUCCAAUUCAAGACAUAUUUGCUGGACUGGUUACAAGUAUUGGCACUGCAAUACGAUAUUGGUUUCAUUAUACACUUGUGGCCUUUGCAUGGUUGGGAGUUGUUCCUCUUACAGCAUGCCGCAUCUACAAGUGCUUGUUUACUGGCUCCGUGAGCUCACUACUGACGCUGCCAUUAGAUAUGCUGUCAACGGAAAAUUUGUUGGCAGAUUGUUUGCAGGGUUGUUUUGUGGUGACGUGCACACUGUGUGCAUUCAUCAGCCUGGUGUGGUUGAGAGAGCAGAUAGUCCAUGGGGGAGCACCAAUUUGGUUGGAGCAUGCUGCCCCACCCUUCAAUGCUGCGGGGCAUCACCAAAAUGAGGCUCCAGCAGGAGGAAAUGGUGCAGAAAAUGUUGCUGCUGAUCAGCCUGCUAACCCACCAGCUGAGAACGCAGUGGUGGGGGAAAACCCUGAUGCCCAGGAUGACCAGGCAGAAGAGGAGGAGGAGGACAAUGAGGAGGAAGAUGACGCUGGUGUGGAGGAUGCGGCAGAUGCUAAUAACGGAGCCCAGGAUGACAUGAAUUGGAAUGCUUUAGAAUGGGACCGAGCUGCUGAAGAGCUUACAUGGGAAAGAAUGCUAGGACUUGAUGGAUCACUAGUUUUUCUGGAACAUGUCUUCUGGGUGGUAUCUUUAAAUACACUGUUCAUUCUUGUUUUUGCAUUUUGCCCUUACCAUAUUGGUCAUUUCUCCCUUGUUGGUUUGGGAUUUGAAGAACACGUCCAAGCAUCUCAUUUUGAAGGCCUAAUCACAACCAUAGUUGGGUAUAUACUUUUAGCAAUAACACUGAUAAUUUGUCAUGGCUUGGCAACUCUUGUGAAAUUUCAUAGAUCUCGUCGCUUACUGGGAGUCUGCUAUAUUGUUGUUAAGGUCUCUUUGUUAGUGGUGGUAGAAAUUGGAGUAUUCCCUCUCAUUUGUGGUUGGUGGCUGGAUAUCUGUUCCUUGGAAAUGUUUGAUGCUACUCUGAAAGAUCGAGAACUGAGCUUUCAGUCGGCUCCAGGUACUACCAUGUUUCUGCAUUGGCUAGUGGGAAUGGUAUAUGUCUUCUACUUUGCCUCCUUCAUUCUACUACUGAGAGAGGUACUUCGACCUGGUGUCCUGUGGUUUCUAAGGAAUUUGAAUGAUCCAGAUUUCAAUCCAGUACAGGAAAUGAUCCAUUUGCCAAUAUAUAGGCAUCUCCGAAGAUUUAUUUUGUCAGUGAUUGUCUUUGGCUCCAUUGUCCUCCUGAUGCUUUGGCUUCCUAUACGUAUAAUUAAGAGUGUGCUGCCUAAUUUUCUUCCAUACAAUGUCAUGCUCUACAGUGAUGCUCCAGUGAGUGAACUGUCCCUCGAGCUGCUUCUGCUUCAGGUUGUCUUGCCAGCAUUACUCGAACAGGGACACACGAGGCAGUGGCUGAAGGGGCUGGUGCGAGCGUGGACUGUGACUGCCGGAUACUUGCUGGAUCUUCAUUCUUAUUUAUUGGGAGACCAGGAAGAAAAUGAAAACAGUGCAAAUCAACAAGUUAACAAUAAUCAGCAUGCUCGAAAUAACAACGCUAUUCCUGUGGUGGGAGAAGGCCUUCAUGCAGCCCACCAAGCCAUACUCCAGCAGGGAGGGCCUGUUGGCUUUCAGCCUUACCGCCGACCUUUAAAUUUUCCACUCAGGAUAUUUCUGUUGAUUGUCUUCAUGUGUAUAACAUUACUGAUUGCCAGCCUCAUCUGCCUUACUUUACCAGUAUUUGCUGGCCGUUGGUUAAUGUCAUUUUGGACGGGGACUGCCAAAAUCCAUGAGCUCUACACAGCUGCUUGUGGUCUCUAUGUUUGCUGGCUAACCAUAAGGGCUGUGACGGUGAUGGUGGCAUGGAUGCCUCAGGGACGCAGAGUGAUCUUCCAGAAGGUUAAAGAGUGGUCUCUCAUGAUCAUGAAGACUUUGAUAGUUGCGGUGCUGUUGGCUGGAGUUGUCCCUCUCCUUCUGGGGCUCCUGUUUGAGCUGGUCAUUGUGGCUCCCCUGAGGGUUCCCUUGGAUCAGACUCCUCUUUUUUAUCCAUGGCAGGACUGGGCACUUGGAGUCCUGCAUGCCAAAAUCAUUGCAGCUAUAACAUUGAUGGGUCCUCAGUGGUGGUUGAAAACUGUAAUUGAACAGGUUUACGCAAAUGGCAUCCGGAACAUUGACCUUCACUAUAUUGUUCGUAAACUGGCAGCUCCCGUGAUCUCUGUGCUGUUGCUUUCCCUGUGUGUACCUUAUGUCAUAGCUUCUGGUGUUGUUCCUUUACUAGGUGUUACUGCGGAAAUGCAAAACUUAGUCCAUCGGCGGAUUUAUCCAUUUUUACUGAUGGUCGUGGUAUUGAUGGCAAUUUUGUCCUUCCAAGUCCGCCAGUUUAAGCGCCUUUAUGAACAUAUUAAAAAUGACAAGUACCUUGUGGGUCAACGACUCGUGAACUACGAACGGAAAUCUGGCAAACAAGGCUCAUCUCCACCACCUCCACAGUCAUCCCAAGAAUAAAGUAGUUGUCUCAACAACUUGACCUUCCCCUUUACAUGUCCUUUUUUGUGGACUUCUCUCUUUGGAGAUUUUUCCCAGUGAUCUCUCAGCGUUGUUUUUAAGUUAAAUGUAUUUGACUUGUGUUCUCAGCAUUCAGAGAGCAGCGGUGUAAGAUUCUGCUGUUCUCCCUGGAUCUUCUGACAUUACUGCUGUCUGAGAUUUGUAUAUGUGUAAAUACAAGUUCCUUGAUACCCUAAAACCUUGGAUUAAACAGAAUGUGCAUUGUACAUCUUUAAACAAAA